Molecule: messenger RNA, 1997 nt
Organism: Cucurbita maxima (winter squash)
Lineage: Eukaryota; Viridiplantae; Streptophyta; Magnoliopsida; Cucurbitales; Cucurbitaceae
Product: squalene synthase-like
Exons: 14
Coding region: 480-1733 (417 amino acids)
Biological process (GO): lipid biosynthetic process; farnesyl diphosphate metabolic process
Cellular component (GO): endoplasmic reticulum membrane
Molecular function (GO): squalene synthase [NAD(P)H] activity
Source: RefSeq, a predicted model, not a curated record
GAGAGCAAGAAGAACAAGACUGAAGAUUGAUUGCCAUUUGAAUUUGGGGCCGUAAAAAGCUUUGGUCUCUGCCAAUUUGUAUUGUACUCAGUGCACACGCAUUCACCAGAACGCCCACUUUAGUCUUCAAAUUCCCUCCACUGAUCUUCCAUUUCUGCAAAUUCUUGAAACCACGUAUUUCACGUUGUUUUCUUUGAUUACAGCAUCUCAACAAACAAUCUGCACAGCUAUAUAAGCAGAUUCCAUGGAUUUCUCUUCUUUAAAUAUCUGAAAACCAUCAUCCUUCAUUAGAUUGUCCAUCAUUUGGGGAUUUGGGCUUCAAUCAUUCUGUUUUCUUCGCUAUUUUGUUCGAAUUUGUCAUUGUCGAUUGAAUUAGAGGAACGCCAUUUGAGGAAUUGGGUGUUUGCGCUGAGGUUUGACCGGCGUGGGAUCUGAAACUUGUGGAGUUUGGGUGUUUGAAAUCGGAUUGAGAGCUAGAAAUGGGGAGUUUGAGGGCGAUUUUGAGUCAUCCGGAUGACUUUUAUCCGCUUUUGAAACUGAAAAUGGCUGCUAGACAUGCGGAGAAGCAGAUCCCGCCGGAGCCUCAUUGGGGAUUUUGCUAUUCCAUGCUGCAUAAGGUUUCUCGAAGCUUUGCUCUCGUUAUUCAGCAGCUUACGCCCGAGCUUCGAAAUGCUGUAUGCAUAUUUUAUCUUGUUUUGCGAGCCCUCGACACUGUUGAGGAUGAUACAAGCAUAGAAACAGAUAUCAAAGUGCCCAUUCUGAACGCUUUUCACCGUCACAUAUAUAACCCUGAUUGGCACUUUUCAUGUGGCACAAAGCACUAUAAAGUUCUUAUGGAUGAGUUUCAUCACGUUUCAACUGCGUUUCUUGAACUUGCAAAAGGGUACCAGGAAGCGAUUGAGGAUAUCACGAAACGAAUGGGUGCCGGAAUGGCUAAAUUCAUUUGCAAAGAGGUAGAGACAGUUGACGAUUAUGAUGAAUAUUGCCACUACGUAGCUGGACUUGUCGGACUUGGUUUGUCAAAGUUGUUCCACGCAUCGAAGUUGGAGGAUUUGGCAUCUGAUUCUCUUUCAAAUUCUAUGGGAUUGUUUCUUCAGAAAACAAACAUUAUUCGAGAUUACUUGGAGGACAUCAAUGAGAUACCGAAAUCUCGAAUGUUUUGGCCUCGCGAGAUUUGGAACAAAUAUGCUGAUAAAUUAGAGGAUUUUAAAUAUGAGAAGAAUUCGGUCAAGGCUGUGCAAUGCCUCAAUGAUUUGGUCACUAAUGCUUUGAACCAUGUGGAGGAUUGUCUGACAUACAUGUCUAACUUAAGAGAUCUUUCCAUAUUUCGAUUUUGUGCAAUCCCUCAGAUUAUGGCGAUUGGAACCUUAGCAUUAUGCUACAACAAUGUCGAAGUCUUCAGGGGGGUCGUCAAAUUGCGUCGGGGUCUUACUGCAAAGAUCAUUGAUCGAACGAAAACAGUUGCAGACGUCUAUGGAGCUUUCUUUGAUUUCUCUGUUAUGCUGAAGGCUAAGGUCAACAACAAUGAUCCUAAUGCUGCUAAAACCCUGAGCAGGAUUGAGGCAAUACAGAAAACAUGCAAGGAGUCGGGUCUCUUGAACAAACGGAACUUGUAUGUGGUAAGAAGUGAGCCAAUGUACAAUCCAGCUGUGAUUGUCAUCCUUUUCAGCCUAAUAUGCAUCAUUCUCGCGUAUCUCUCCGCCAGACAGUUACCAGCUAACCAACCCAUAUGAGCAUCGAACUCCGGACAGGAGUUUGAACCGAACAUGCCAUGAACUUGGACGGUAUGAUUUAGUUUUUGGCUCCAUAAUCUUCCUCAGAGCUUUGUUUAAAUGUUACAAAGGGUGUAAGUUAGUGUGUUGUUAAGUACAGACCAGGAAACGAGUGAGAUCUUGUAGCAUUCUAAUGGGGAUGUGUAGUGUAAUGGUUGACAUGGAAGUAAGCUUUGUUCUUGUUUUUUCAAUAUUCUAUUAAGGGAUUAAGUUUUGGAAUUAAAA